Molecule: messenger RNA, 1494 nt
Organism: Zasmidium cellare ATCC 36951
Lineage: Eukaryota; Fungi; Ascomycota; Dothideomycetes; Mycosphaerellales; Mycosphaerellaceae
Exons: 1
Coding region: 1-1494 (497 amino acids)
Source: RefSeq, a predicted model, not a curated record
AUGGACAAAUCUUCCCAAGUCACCGCCGAGCGACUCGCUUCAAGGACGAGCGACACCCCACCUCUUCGUCUUCCUCCACCUCGACUCGACACCCUCACCAACACACACAAAUCGCCAUCGUCCGGUCGCGACGUCACCUCCCUCUGCUCUGCGGCGACAUCACCCAGUACUGCUCAUCACACCUUCAUCUUCACGUUUCGACACCCACCUCAUCUCGCCGUCAACCACCACCACGUCCUCGAAAAGCCACCACCUCACACACCCCACAAUCACCAACCUGCCAAUAUCAUGGUUGCCGACGAUCAAGACAAGCAACGAGUUGCCGCCUGGUGCCUUGGAGGGGAAAAGGUCAUUGUCCAGAUGAAGAGAGAACUCAGAAAACAGAUGGCCCGUCAGCCUUUCAACGACAAGCCGUUUCUCGGUCAGCCUCUCAAAGCAGACAAGCACCGAGUCGUGAGGAAAAGGAUAUGGGCAGCGGUGGAGACUACCGACGCCGGCCAGACGUUCAAGAACAAGAUACCCAAGGACAUGCACAGCAAGAUCCUGGAUUGGAUGAUGGGCAUGGUCAACAAGACUGCACCCGUAGCCAGAUCUCGCCUAUGGCCACCCGCAAUCGAUCCAAAAACCUCAGAUCCUACAGCUCAGCAGUCUUUGGAUAUGCAGCAGAUGCUACCAGACUCUAACGAGAUCAAGGAAGAGCAGAACGAGAUUGGAAUGAUAUCAGACCGCCCAAGCAUCUCCGACGACUGUCCCAGUGAGAUAUCUCGCGGUCCAUCUCCAGCAGCUCCCUGUAUGAGAGGUGAUCAGAGAAUCGAAAUGACGGAGUUGCGGGGGCAAGAGGAGGUGCUCGAGAGCCGCAAAAGCAAGCGCAAAUACGAGGAGUCACCACACCGUACCAGCGCCUCUCCCAGCGGCCAAUACGAUACGCCUCGCCGCCCAGCUGCUCCCCGCAAUGCCGAGAGAUUGGAUUCGAGCGUUCCGCGGGCUCCCAAGAAGUCGCGGAAUAUGUUCGGCACUCUACCCAGUCCGGAGCCACAGAACGAGCGCCAGCAACCAUUGGAAGAGAAAGACGAGAGUCCUGACAUGGUGCCGAGCUAUUAUUACGAGCCACCACCACCGCGGGAGCAGCUUCUUGUCCUCGGAGACCAUGUCGCUAAGAAUUGGGGACCCAACACCAUCGGAGAUCUCGCGAGGUUGGAGGACUAUAUCGUGCAGGUUCUGAAGAAAGAGGAGCCUCCAGCUUCGGUCAAGGGAGCUCACGAAUCGUCCAGUCCGGCCUGUCACCAGCUCUUCACGACGUUCAGAAAGAUUGCGGCCGAAUGGCGCAAGGAUUCCCGCCGGUAUCCACUGGGAGAGAGGGAUGCAGUGCUCCAAAAGCACGUCCAAGAAGCCGCUGCGCACCUCCUUGUUGUGCAUGAGGGCCUGAUGUCUGACGGUCUCAAGGCGCUGGAGAGCGUUCUGAGCAAGAUGGGCGAGAAACGUGACAAAGAAUGA